This is a messenger RNA of Cucumis sativus (cucumber), 1162 nucleotides long. RefSeq lists its product as hypothetical. Gene Ontology annotation, biological process: cytokinin-activated signaling pathway; trichome morphogenesis; gibberellic acid mediated signaling pathway. The record is from RefSeq and is a predicted model, not a curated record. Gene Ontology annotation, molecular function: transcription cis-regulatory region binding; DNA-binding transcription factor activity. The coding region runs from base 369 to 761 and encodes 130 amino acids. Lineage: Eukaryota; Viridiplantae; Streptophyta; Magnoliopsida; Cucurbitales; Cucurbitaceae. The transcript is spliced from 5 exons. Gene Ontology annotation, cellular component: nucleus.
UGAGAUAAAAAGAAGAUGCCGCAAAAUAGCCUUUACAAAAAAAAAUAGCAAAAAGAUUUAUGAUAUUUCUCAAAAUUUCUCAAAGCAAAGCUAUUUCUCAAAAUUUCUGAACCCUCUCCCUUGAAAACACCGCCGGUACUGUGUGGCAUUCGUUGGUAGCUGCAGGUGGCGUCGGAAUCUUCUUCACGCACACACUCAGCCGUAUGUAUAAAGAAAUUUUCCCGAUUUAAUUACGGAAAACUCGCCCUUUUCUACUUUGUACACCCUAAUCAAUAUCCUUCUGGAAGUGGAAACUAAAUUUCUUUAACCACAGUAUUUAAUUUGAAUUUGAAAUCCGAAGAAGGUGAGUUGAUUCAACUGUGGCGAAAAUGGAGGAUGGUGAAGAAGAUGAGUCCAGAGGCUUGGAAAACGCAUCAUCCUCAUCUCUGCAACCCAAUUCCAAACCUAAUAGAGUCACUAAGGAGCAGUUCUCAAAAUUUCAGGAGCUUCAAAGGAGACGACUUCAGAUUAAAUCAAGGUCAAAGAUAAGAAAGAAUACAAAAGAUGCGACUGGAAAAUCUCAACUCAACCAUCUGAAUACCAGUAAUGAAGUUAAUGAAGCUGAACACUCGAGACUUUCCAAUUCUGAUGUUGAUUUUGGGGAAAAGAGCUCCCUUGUUCAGCAUGACAAGACGAAAACUACGCUUCCAUCCAAAAAGCUACACAAAUUACAUUGGGGGCUUGACACCAAGGAACCAUGGGAAAGGAAGGCAAACAUGUAAAUAUAUAUAUAAUAUAUAAAUAUAUAUAUAUAGGUGAAAUGCAGCUGCCAAAUGCUGUAGCAUGGGAUUGGGAUUUGGAAAUUGAAUGAUACGACUCGAAAGACCUGAAUUAUGUGGAAACUUACACGGUGAAGAAUGGAUUAAAGAUAGAGAAGCUGUUGCAAAUUCUUGGGAAUUGCCUCUAGGUAUGAUGUCUUUGCCUUCUGUGUUGGCAUAAAACUAUUACAUUUCAAGAUGAUUUAACACUACUUAGAGAACCAAUUUUUUACAAGGUCGUAUUAUAAGUUUACCCUUCAAGUUUAAUGAUUAGGGAGUGUGAUUUUAUGUUGCUUUUGCUUUUAAAACUGUUAACAAAAUCAUCGGCAUGACAUGUUUAAUUGACAAAUAUUGGUUAUUUGGCA